Orcinus orca (killer whale) is the source of this 2354-nucleotide messenger RNA. Its product is annotated as protein FAM117A-like. The record is from RefSeq and is a predicted model, not a curated record. Lineage: Eukaryota; Metazoa; Chordata; Mammalia; Artiodactyla; Delphinidae.
GGGCUCGCUGUGGGGCCGAGGCAGGCCAGCAGUCAGGCGGGCGGGCGAUGGCGGGGGCCGCAGUGGGCGGCAGAGGCGGAGGUGCCUGGGGGCCAGGGCACGGAGGGGCAGGGGGCCUCCGGCGGGGCUGCUCUCCCCCAGCCCCCGCCGGCUUUCCCCGGGCUGGGCUGCAGCCGCUCAGGGCCACCGUCCCUUUCCAGCUGCAGCAGCCGCACCAGCGCCGGGACGGGAGUGGCCGCGCAGCCAGCAUCCCGUGUUCCGUGGCCCCAGAAAAGCCAGUGUGUAGGCCUUAGCCACCCCAGGUACGGCGUACAUUCUCCCUGGACACCAUCCUCAGCUCCUACCUUCUGGGCCAGUGGCCACGAGAUGCUGAUGGGGCCUUCACCUGCUGUACCAAUGACAAGGCCACCCAGACCCCCCUGUCCUGGCAAGAGCUUGAAGGUGAGCGGGCCAGCUCGUGUACACACAAGCGCUCAGCGUCCUGGGGCAGCACAGACCACCGAAAAGAGAUUACCAAGUUGAAGCAACAGCUGCAGAGGACAAAGCUUAGCCGCAGCGGGAAAGAGAAGGAGCGGGUCCCCCUCCAAGGGGACCAUGCUGUGCGGGGAGCACUGAGGGCGUCCCCUCCCAGCUUCCCCUCAGGGUCCUCUGUCCUGCGACUGAGCCCCUGCCUGCACCGGAGCCUGGAAGGGCUCAACCAAGAGCUGGAGGAGGUGUUUGUGAAAGAGCAGGGUGAGGAGGAGCUGCUGCGGAUCCUUGAAAUCCCUGACGGACACCGAGCCCCAGCUCCCCUCCAGAGCGGCAGCUGUGAUCAUCCCCUCCUCCUCCUGGAGCCUGGAAACCUUGCCAGCUCUCCCUCCAUGCCCCUGGCAUCCCCCCAGCCUUCUGGCCAGACUGGCCGUGAGGAACACCAGGGUGCAGCCGAGGAGCUGACGUCCAUCCCCAGUGACAAAGCUUCCCCUCCAGGCCACCCAGCCUUCCUUGAAGAGGGCAGCCCAUCUCCAGUCCUUGCCUUUGCCGCCUCCCCUCGGCCCAAUCACAGCUACAUCUUCAAACGGGAACCCCCGGAAGGCUGUGAGAGACUGCGGGUGUUUGAAGAGGCCACGUCCCCAGGUCCUGACCUGGCCUUCCUGACUUCCUGUCCUGACAAGAACAAAGUCCAUUUCAACCCAACCGGCUCGGCUUUCUGCCCCGUCAGCUUGAUGAAGCCCCUCUUCCCCAGCAUGGGCUUCAUCUUCCGUAACUGCCCCUCAAGCCCGGGGUCCCCCCUUCCCCCGGCCAGCCCCAGGCCACCGCCUCGGAAGGAUCCAGAGGCCCCCAAGGCCUCCUCGCUGCCAUUCGAGUCUUGGCAGCCCCCACCGUCAGAAGAGCCUGCGCUUUUCCAGAGCUCCCUGGUGGUCUGAGGGCCCCACCCCCACUUCACCAUGGAGACCAGAGCCUUGGUGGCAGGCCCCUCCCGAGCUCCCCUGAGAUGAGGGAUGAAGGAGCCCUUCCCUCCUGGCCUUUGAGCACUUUCAUUUAUUGUGUCAAAGCCCUGGGUCCUCUUUCCGAUGGACCCCUGCCCCUUCGAAUGUGAGGGGACCUGCCUCCUCCACUAGAAGCUGGGCAGCUCACAAGUCACACCCGUGUUCUUGUCACCCCCUCACUUGGUGGAAAACUCAACCAGAAGGUCUUGGGUCCCCCACCCCUGGGUGUGAGUCCAAAGGACAGUGUAUGGGGCCCAUGUCUUUAUCAUGGAGCAAGUUGGCCAUGAUUAAAGGAGAGGGGACACCACAGAUUUCCUUACCUCUCCUCCCCAGACACAGAUGAGGAGACCCGAAUAGAUUCCCCGAUCCUCUCAGUCCCAUCCCCCUACCUCCCUCUCAUUGGAGGAGCUGACCAAAGCAGCUCGAAACGGCCAUAACACUUGACCAAUCCAGCUGCUGGCAGAGGGGGAACCAAGCGUUUUCCUAAGUGGCAUUUUCAUCUCGCUUUCACCCUAAGAUUGUCUUAAGCAGCAGCCCAGCCUGCCCAGCCCCAGGUGGGUAGUAGGGGAGAGGGAGAACUGGCAUUCCUCCGGGUGGCAAAUGGUGACUCUCCACCCUCCACCUGCCCCAGGACUGGGCUGGAUUAGAAAAAUGCCUAUUUUUCUUGUAUCGAUGUAGAAACUCUAUUUUCCCCCAAAGACACUAUUUUUGCAGCUGUUUGAAGUCUGUAUAUUUUCCAUACUGCAGAGCUUACACAAAAUCGAAGAAGAAUGUUAAUGUUCAAGUUUUAUUAUUCUGUGUUUAGAAGUUGUGUUUUUUUGUUUGUUUUUUGCAGAUCUUGGUGUUAAUAGACCAAAUAAAUAAGUAUUCCCAGGGGAAAAAAAAAAA